ACGGAGGCGGCUGAUCACAGCUGGGCGUGGGCUCCCGGGGCCUGGGAAAGGCCGGCCCGGGUAGGGAACAGUUAAUCAGAAGUGUGCCGCGCUCCCGGUGCACAUUACAACAAAGGGCUGGCAGCUCCUGGAGGAAAAGGGCUGGUGAGCUGCGCUCAGACUUGUCAGUCAGCGGGAGCCAGCAGCCGGGCGCUGCCUCCAGCACCCUCAUUACAGGUCUGAGGGCCGAGCGGCACAUCUGCUCCCAGCCGCUCCCGCCGCCUGCUCGCCGCUUCGCCCAGGCGCCGACCGCGGUCCUGCUGCUCCCGUCGCCCCGGCUGCUCUCCCCAGCGAGGCUCCUGAUUUAUGGUCGCUUGGGGCUUCCUGCGGCGUCCGCGCGUCCCUGACUUCCAGAAUGGAAGAGGCUGAGCUGCUGAAGGAGAGACUCCAGGCCAUCACAGAUAAAAGAAAAAUACAGGAAGAGAUCUCCCAGAAGCGUCUGAAGAUAGAGGAAGAAAAACUAACGCACCAGCACUUGAAGAAAAAGGCCUUGAGGGAGCGCUGGCUGCUGGAUGGAGUCGGCAGUGGGGAGGAGCAGGAAGAGAUGAAGAGGCAAAAUCAGCAAGACCAGCGCCAGACCCAGGUCCUGGAGCAAAGUAUCCUCAGACUUGAAAAAGAGAUCCGAGAUCUCGAAAGGGCAGAACUGCAAAUCUCAACUAACGAAGAGGCAAUUUUAAAGAAACUAAAAUCAAUCGAGAGGACAACAGAAGACAUAAUAAGGUCUGUGAAGGUGGAAAAGGAAGAAACAUCAGAAGAGUCAAUUGAAGACAUCUAUGCUCAUAUCCCCGACCUUCCAAAAUCCUAUGUACCUUCCAGAUUAAGGAAGGAAAGAAAUGAUGGAAAAGAAGAUGAUGAACAGAAUAGAAAAGCUCUGUACGCCAUGGAGAUCAAGGUGGAAAGAGACCCGAAGACUGGAGAAAGCACGGUGCUGUCCUCCAUCCCGCUGCCCUCCGACGACUGCAGGGCGGGGGUGAAGGUGUACGACGACGGGCGCAGGUCGGUGCACGCGGUGGGCCCGGGCCGCGGGCCGGCGCUCAACGGCACGGCCGGCCUGGCGCCCGCCGAGGUGGAGGAGCUGCUCCGGCAGGCCUCGGAGCGGCGCUCCAGGUCCCCCACGCAGUUCCACGAGCCGGUCUUCGCCAACCCGUUCUGCAGGCCCGCCACGCCGCAGAGAGAGAAGGCACCUCCCGGCCCAAACUUUCACGAAAGGAUCAAGAUGAAAGCGAACGGACUGGCGAGUGGCAGGGACGACCUUGGACACCACGUGGACAACGGGCUUUCGGAGGAGCGGGGCACCAGCCCGACUGGCGUCAGCCCCGCUCGGCCGGUCCCGCAGCCCCGAUCCAGCACUCAGCGCGCAGAGACACCCCGCGCCCCCCACCAGAGGCUGCCGGCUCCCUGGGAAGGGUCGGAUGGCACGCGGGACCGGUGCACGCCCUCCCCGCAGGCCAGGCGCAGCCCCAGAGAAGUGCCCAUGGGGAGCUCCGAAUGCCAGGGCCCUGCCCCUCCUCACCAGGAGGAGGAGGAAGAUGUGAGAUACAACAUCGUCCACUCCCUGCCUUCUGACAUGGAUGACGCGAAACCCGUGACCAUGAUUUUCAUGGGGUACCAGCAGGCAGACGACGAAGAGGAAAAGAGGCUCCUGACGGGGUACGACGGAGUCAUCCACGCUGAGCUGGUUGUCAUUGAUGAGGAAGAGGAGGGGGACGGGGGCGCUGAGAAGCCAUCCCCCCAUCCCACAGCGCCCUGUCCUCAGGUCUACCAGCCUGUCAGACCAACACCACUGCCUAGGAAGAGAACAGAGGUCAGCCCCCAUGAAAACACACACCACCCUUCUCCCCACAAAAACUCCAUAUCCCUGCAAGAGCAAGAAGCAAGCUUGGGCAGCCCUGCCUGCCGCUCGCCUCUCGGUGCUCAGAUGGCUGGAGAUGGGACGGAGGAUCCAUCCCUAACAGCUUUAAGGAUGAGAAUGGCAAAACUGGGGAAGAAAGUUAUCUGAGAGGCGUGCCAUCGACCUGAAUAUCCUUCGGGGAAGAAACUAAGACAUGUUUGCCACUUUCUCUCCUCAAUAUUUUAUUUCUUUUCUUGCAAUCCAAAAAAAAUUGUAAUUAUACCCAUAGUAAGCCAUGUGAAUAAGUAGUAGUCAUUAUUUGUACAAAGCAAAAUGUUGCAACCAAUCUGGGAGAACGGACGUUCAACUUUUCCAGUUACUUGACGUGAUUCGGUGGGGAGAAAACCAGCAUAUUUUUAUUGUAUUGAUACCAAAGCAUUUCUAGUAAGAGCUUGUUAAAUUUAAGAAUAAAGUUAUUUAAAAUAGCCUGACUAUAUUCUAUUAGUUGAUGUUGUAAUUUUGCUAACACAAAUGAAAGAUCAUAGGAGACCACUGCCCCUCCUCACAGGAAUAUUCAUCUUUGACUCUGACAAGGAAACAUGCCUUAAGACAACCACAUCCUCCCACUGAGGACCCAGUCAGAGGACUC
Messenger RNA from Molossus molossus (Pallas's mastiff bat), 2519 nucleotides. RefSeq names its product palmdelphin (gene PALMD). The transcript is spliced from 8 exons. Gene Ontology annotation, biological process: regulation of cell shape. Gene Ontology annotation, cellular component: cytoplasm; membrane. The coding region runs from base 395 to 2038 and encodes 547 amino acids. The record is from RefSeq and is a predicted model, not a curated record. Lineage: Eukaryota; Metazoa; Chordata; Mammalia; Chiroptera; Molossidae.